Messenger RNA from Podarcis raffonei (Aeolian wall lizard), 2909 nucleotides. It is a transcript of the gene XKRX, whose product is annotated as XK related X-linked. The coding region runs from base 1183 to 2550 and encodes 455 amino acids. The record is from RefSeq and is a predicted model, not a curated record. The transcript is spliced from 3 exons. Lineage: Eukaryota; Metazoa; Chordata; Lepidosauria; Squamata; Lacertidae. Gene Ontology annotation, cellular component: membrane.
UGCAGACACACCUGUUUUCCAAGAUAAGACCAAACAGACAGGGCGAGCGAGUGCGCAGGGGGCGAGACGGAGAAGGGACGAAACCUCACGUCUGGCUCCCAAUCGGGCUGCGCAAAGGGGCUCUUUCUGGCCAUCCUUUCCCUCUGCUUGCUCUGCCAAUUCGUGCGCUUAGCGGAGCGCACGGAUCGGUCGCUAGCAAGACAGCUGGAAGGAAGCGAUCGCCGACGCCUCCAGCCCGACGUCCUUCGUCGUGGCAUCUGGGCUGCUUCUCGCCCCCGCCCUCCGCUGCUGACUUCUUGUCGUUUUCUCUCUUUUCCCCUUCAGCGGAGCUGAGCUGGCCCGAAGACCCCCGACGGCGACAGCGCGCUCUGGCGGAGUGAGAGUGACUGCGGACGCCGCCGUCUUCUUCUCAGCGGAGAAGGGAGACACGCCUCCCUCAGUUAAAAAGCGAGGGACUUCGGGUUUCGCUGCGCUUUAGAACCGGAGGGUGCUGGAACUCCCACGUGGUUUUUGGAGCGAAGGAAAUAAAAAGCGGCUGUUUCUGGGAAGACCCCCUUCGCCUUGAAUCGGUCGCGAGGGACUCAGGACUUCUUCGGAGGGUCGAAACACGAAGUCCCUCUGCAGGAUCGAUUCCGGAGAAGCCACCGGGAUCAAGCCUGGGUUUCUUCGUGUGAAUGUUCUUGACCUCAUCGAAGCCCAUUUCUCCCUCCGAGUCAUCUGACUCGCUGAUUUCUGGAUCUGUCUAGGGUCGCCUUUGCGCUUGGCUUCCCGGUAUUGUCUCUGGGAAAGAGCCAUACUAAGUUUUCUGGCGUUUUGGAAGAACAGCCUCUGAAGACGCGCCCCGGUUGCCGUAGAAACUCGGUUGCUGGGGUCUCAGUUUUGCGCUUCUCUUCCCUUCCGCAAAUGGGUGUGGGUGUAAAGGGGAAAGAACGCUGCUGGAGCUGGACCCCUUAAUCGCCAGCUCUUCACUCCAUAUUGUAGGCUAGAGUCUGAAAAAAGAGAAACCGUGCAGAGUGGUGCGUGUGCUGGUUUGUUUGCAGAGACAGACUACCUGCUGGUGGAAAGAGACUGUUGUCUGUAAAAAGGAACUUGGGUCAAAAUUACUGGUCGCCUCCUCUUUAGGGUCCCAAAGCCUCCAUUGGAGGAGAUCAGCUCUGGACUGGAGGGUCAGUGGGCCCCAGGAUGGACACUGUGUGUAACAUUUCCAGUGGGGAAUGGUCAGAGCAGGUCCUUCCUAGGGUGGCAGGGUACCGACCCCGCCACGUAGUGCGCAGAGUCGCAUCCCAGACUGUGACCAAGGUGAACCCGCCCAUAGGGAUUGCAUUUAUCACCCUCCUCUACUGUGCAGAGAUUUCUUCUGCCUGCGCCGUGAGCUAUGCCUACAGCUGCUCCAAUGAUGUUUUCUGGCUCUCCCUGACUCUCCUCUUGAUGCUGAUACCUGCCGUCAUGGACCAACUUACCCUCAUCUUUGUGAACCGGGACCUGACUAGUGACCAGCCCUUUAUCCUUUUCAUGCAUCUUGUGUUGCUGGGUCCUCUCAUCAGGUGCUUAGAGGCCAUAGUGAUGUUCUGCAGGUUGGGGAAGGAGGAAGAGCCCUACGUCACCAUCACUCGCAAGAAGCAGAUCUACAAGGACGCUGAGAUUGAGCUGGAGCAGGAAGUGGGUCACCUGGUGCGCAGGCUGGUCACCCACCGCAACGCUUUCAAGCGCAUGGCUGUCAUCCAGGCCUUCCUAGGUUCUACCCCGCAGCUCACGUUGCAGCUCUAUGUCAGCGUUGUGGAGCAGGAGGUCCCCACCAGCAGAGCAGUCCUGAUGUGCAUCUGCUUGGUGUCGGUCACCUAUGGAGCUUUGGUCUGCAACAUCCUGGCCAUCCAGAUCAAGUAUGACGACUACAAGAUCCGCCUGCACCCACUGGCCUUCAUCUGCAUCAUCCUGUGGCGUAGCCUGGAGAUCUCCACCCGCAUCACCAUCUUGGUCCUCUUUGGGAGUGUCUUCAAGUACUAUGCCAUGGGCAUUGGUGGGGCCAACUUCCUGCUCUUCUUCUUCUUGCCCUGGGUGCAGUUUUGGUGGAGUGGUGCCCAGCUGCCUGACAAUGUGGAGAAGAACUUCAGCCGGGUGGGCACCGUCUCGGUCCUGUUCUCCAUCACUUUGCUUUACGCUGGCAUCAAUAUCUUCUGCUGGUCAGCUGUGCAGCUCAGGCUGGGUGACCGGGAAUUGAUUGCCAAGUCACAAAACUGGGGAUGCUUGGCUCUCUUCUAUGUGUUCCGAGGGCUGGAGAACAGCGUGCUGCUUGUCGUCUGGUACUUCUUUAUGACGGACGUCUACGCGUACUUCUGUGCCCCCUUUCUGGUGCUGCAGCUGAUUGUAGCCUACUGCCUGGCUAUCGCAUUCAUGCUCUUCUUCAUGCAGUAUCUCCACCCCUGCCGCAGCCUCUUUACGCACAACGUCUCUGACUUCUUGCAGUGCGUCUGCUGUAAGCGGGACGAAGCACCUGAACCCCUGCACCUUGAGCCUCCCUGGGAGCCUGGCGUGAAGCAUAGCAUUGUCUGAUGGGACAUAAGUCGAAAUCAAAUCAUAAACCAUUCUGCUGAAGGUGGAACGGAAACUAUAUCCUAACAUCUCAACAGGGGCAUACGCCAUACCUGGCCUCAGCAGGUAUAAUUUAUGAACAAGGGACAAUGCAGGGAGUCAUAGUGGCAGGACUGAGCCUUCCAGAGCAUCGUCUGAACUGACAGAUCAAAUUGGGAUGGGCAAUAAGGGGGGCAAUUUCAAUUUCCUUAUCUGCCUGCAGAGCCUGGAGUAGUCUGCAUUGCACACCAAUGCAGCAGGGUCAGUUAUUACGUUCAGAAGGACUGUGUUGUCAUUUCUAGAUGAUAACCAUUGACUGAUGUUAUGUCAGAUGUUUGAAG